AUGAAAUGGGCACGCCAACAAGGAUUCCCUUGGGAUGAGUUGACAUGUGGCUAUGCUGCUCAAAAUGGACGGCUGGAAAUGCUCCAAUGGUUACAAGAGAAUGACUGUCCAUGGAAUGAAACUACAUGUGGGCAUGCUGCUAAAAAUGGACAUUUGGAGGUUCUAAAGUGGGCUCGUGAUAAAGGUUGUCCAUGGGAUCCACGUACAUGCCAGUUUGCCGCUCAAAAUGGACAUUUGGCAGUUUUAAAGUGGGCUCAUGAAAAUGGCUGUCCAUGGAAUGCAUGGACAUGUGCUAAAGCUGCUAAAAGUGGACAUCUGGAAAUUCUAAGUGGGUCUGAAAUGUUGUCCAUGGAAUGCAACUACAUGUGACUGUGCUGCUCAAUUUGGACAUUUGGCAGUAUAAAGUGGGCUCGUGAAAUGGUUGUCCAUGGGAUGAACGGACAUGCUCAUGUGCUGCUGCAAAUGGACAUUUGGAAAUUCUAAUGUGGGCUCGUGCAAAUGGUUGUACAUGGAAUGCAAAUACAUGUACAAUGCUGCUCAAUUUGGACAUUUCACAGUUUUAAAGUGGGCUCGUGAAAUGGUUGUCCAUGGGAUGAAUGGACAUGCUCAUGUGCUGCUGCAAAUGGACAUUUGGAAAUUCUAAUGUGGGCUCGUGCAAAUGGUUGUACAUGAAUGCAAAUACAUGUACCAUGCUGCUCAAUUUGGACAUUUCACAGUUUUAAAGUGGCUCGUGAAAAUGG
Molecule: messenger RNA, 740 nt
Organism: Seminavis robusta
Lineage: Eukaryota; Bacillariophyta; Bacillariophyceae; Naviculales; Naviculaceae
Source: the annotation of a GenBank genome assembly